AUGUCGGCAGCUGAGAAAUCUACAGCGGUGCCGGUCGCCCAGUUUAAGCUGGUAAAUGACAGCACGCUGGACAACAAAGUACUAGACACGUCGAUGGCUGCGUUUGGCUACAAUACAGUGGAUGAUAUUUACACGCAGUCCAAGGCGUAUCAGAGGUAUAUCGAGCCUUUAGAAGAUGAAUUGAACCAGCAAGUCGAGUACGAUAUGGAUGAGCAGGAUAAGAUUUGGCUCGACGAUCUCAACAAGUUCCGUAACUCCAUCCAGAUCGCUGGUGUGUCUUACGAGAUUUUUGAAAUUAUCGUCGAUCGUCUCGAGAAGGAGUUCCUCGAUCUACAGAAGAAGUUACCGCAGAAGACACCGAAACACGCGUUCAUCGAGGAUUCCACGUGCCUUAUCUGCAACGACAGCGAGUGCGAUAACUCCAACGCUAUCGUAUUUUGCGAUGGCUGCAAUCUGGCUGUCCAUCAGGAUUGCUACGGCAUACCUUAUAUCCCAGAAGGGCAGUGGCUGUGCAGGAAAUGUACUGUCUCGCCCGAGAAUCCCGUCUCGUGCGUUCUCUGUCCCAACGAAGGCGGUGCGUUUAAGCAGACAAACAACGGAGCGUGGGCACACGUGAUAUGCGCCAACUGGAUCCCUGAGACUGGUCUUUCCAACCCUGUAUACCAAGAGCCAGUCGAAGGUGUAGACAGGAUACCCAAAUCCAGGUGGAAGCUCAUUUGUUACAUCUGCAAGCAGAAAUCUGGUGCGUGUAUACAAUGCGAUGACAGGGCAUGCUUUGUCGCGAUGCAUCCAACUUGCGCGCAGAAGUUUGGGCUUUUAUGCAAAACUCGCAAUAUUAUGCAAGGUGAUCAGUUGGAGGAUACCAUCGUUAUGAGGGCUUUGUGUCAUAGACAUCGACCAAAGACGGUUAGAAGCGCUCCUUUGUUUGACUUGGAUAAAGACGCCUCUAUUGUUCCAUCACUGGGCGCUGCAUCGACUAAAGCAGCUCGAGCUCAUAGUCACGCUUUUAAUCCUGGUCCUCCACGCGUCCCACAGUACAUUAUUGAUCGCAUUUUGAACCACAUCGACACUAUCAAAUUGGAUUACAAGUUGGAGGUUGCGUAUGAAGUCACCAAAUACUGGGCUUUGAAGAGGGAGAGAAGGAGAGGGGCUGGUCUUAUACGCAGGUUGCAUCUUGAGCCCUGGUCAGCCACUGUAAAUUCGCAGCAUAGUGAAGCAGACAAGCGACAAAAGUUGGAGUACUUGGCAGCGAUCAGAGAUGAUUUAGAACGCGCAAAGAAGCUUGCAGAUUUGGUGAUAGAGAGGGAGGCAGCUAAGCAGAACCAAGUAAAUCAUCUGGUCGAGACAAUUUUCCAUUACCUUUUCCCGCACGACAAGGCACUGCGACUGGUUUUCGAGAGGAUAGUAGCACUUGACGAGACUGAGCUUUUCGCUGAGCCAGUGUCGCUCACAGAUGCACCCAACUACCUAGACGUCAUCAAGACGCCGAUGGACUGGUCGACCAUCUACGCGCGCAUCGACCGCCGAGCAUACACCACCAAGUCACAAUUCGUGAGCGAUGUGAUGACGGUAUACGACAACGCGCUGCAUUACAACCUCGAAGGCUCGCCAAUAUACGUUGAAACGGAGACGCAAAAGGUUCAGUGCAUAGAAAUAUUAUCACAGUCUCUCCCCGCAGUAGAGUCGUUCGAGGCUGCGGAAGGUGUGAUAAGGAUGCUAAGUGAAGAGCGCGGCGUGGAGAAGAUGUUCGAUAGCACUCUCUACACGGAACCGUCGCCCGAGCCAGUGGGAGAGAGUGGCGACGCAGCAGCCCUGCCCCAACCACCGCGCUCGCGCAGGAGCAAGAAGAGCAAGCGCAAGCGCGAGUAUAAUCCCGAGCUUCACAAGGCGAUGAAGACGGAGAGAGUAGCUAAACAACGCGCAGAGGCCGAUGUAGAACUGCAACGGCUGGUGGAAGCGGGGAUGAUGAGCAGUCGCAGCAUGCGCUCGUCUACCCCAGGUGAGAAGAGAGAGGGAGAGAGGGAGGGUGGACGACGCGCGUCAGCCUCAGCUUUAGCAUCAACGCCGACUUCCACUCCCGCUCCGACUCCGACUCCAAAAAGCUUACCGGGCAGGUUGCGCGAGGCGGUUAGUGGUGUCGAUGCAAGGAGUGCUAGGAGAGGCGGCGCGAACUCGCCCAACAUGCCAAGCAAACUUAGCAGCCAAGUCUUGGAGCAGGAGAAGGAGGAGGAAAAUGAUCAGGAGGAAGAACAAAAGCAGCCAGAAGGACAUCGCAAGACGGAGCUGCACAGUGUCAAGCGAAGAUUAAACGAUACUGGGAAUGAUACCAAUAGGGAGGGCGUUCAGUCGAGUGGAUCGCCGUCCGUCAGCAAUAAGAGGAUAAAGCCUGAGAUACGCACAAGAAGUAGCAGGAGGAGCAUGGCUGCUGCGGAAGUUGAGCAUGUAUAUGAGAAGGAGAAGGAGAAGGAGCGCGAGAAAGAGAAGGAGAAAGAAGAAGUAAAGGAGAAAGAAGAAGAGAUUGAGAAUAAUAACCAAAUCGAAGAAGCUAAGCAACGGAAAGAGAAGUUUGAAACACCGAGGACGUCGCUCAGAACACGUUCCAAGGUGGAUUCAACGAAAGCGGCGAGCAAGAUAAAGAGCAAGAUGAUUGUUGAUGUCGACAAAGACGUAGGAGAGAAAGCGAAAGGUGGUAGGGAAAGCAGGGCAAUAACACCACCUGCUCAUGACACACCUUCACGGCCACACCGCCAAACGCGCCAGCCGGCUGAAGUGCGCGAAGCGCAGGAGCAACGGGAGCGAUACGAACGGCGACAAUCGGCGAGGAAGAAGACGAAGGCACCUAUGAAUAAGGCAGAAGCGUCAUCAUCAAGUAAGCUAAUUAAGCCGAACAGCAACAACAACAAUACAACCAACACCAACAACAUAAAUAACAAAAUGAACAAAAUGAACACAAAGAAAGAAGCCACCUCUAUAACCCACCCAAACGACCACACAGAAACCGAAAAGUUUACAAGUGGAUCACUGGUAUGGGCGAAAUGGGAGAAAUACCCGCACUUCCCGUCUGAGAUCUACGACAUGAAUGAUGAGGAAGAUAUUGAGUACAUACCACCAAACGUAAUCAAAGCGAAACCGCGAUCAAAGUUUGAGUGUUUAUUAGUGCGAUUCUUUGACAGUAAGAGGACAUGGGCGUGGGUGCCCACGCAUAAUCUAAUUUCACUUGGAUGGGAUGAAGUAGAUGGUCAGUAUCUCGACAGGAGUGUAUUUAAGAACACAAAGACAUACGAUGGGGUGAGGUUGGCGUAUAGGCGAGCGAUGGCAGCUUUGCAGUGA
Messenger RNA from Wallemia ichthyophaga EXF-994, 3330 nucleotides. Its product is annotated as Peregrin. Gene Ontology annotation, cellular component: MOZ/MORF histone acetyltransferase complex. Gene Ontology annotation, biological process: regulation of transcription by RNA polymerase II. The record is from RefSeq and is a predicted model, not a curated record. Gene Ontology annotation, molecular function: protein binding. NCBI's taxonomy places the organism in Eukaryota, Fungi, Basidiomycota, Wallemiomycetes, Wallemiales, Wallemiaceae. The transcript is spliced from 5 exons. The coding region runs from base 1 to 3330 and encodes 1109 amino acids.